Colletotrichum destructivum is the source of this 720-nucleotide messenger RNA. RefSeq names its product Putative dynamin, P-loop containing nucleoside triphosphate hydrolase. Gene Ontology annotation, cellular component: membrane; microtubule; cytoplasm. Lineage: Eukaryota; Fungi; Ascomycota; Sordariomycetes; Glomerellales; Glomerellaceae. The transcript has 4 exons. The record is from RefSeq and is a predicted model, not a curated record. Gene Ontology annotation, molecular function: microtubule binding; GTPase activity. The coding region runs from base 294 to 689 and encodes 131 amino acids.
UAAGACACUCUUUUCUGCUCACUCAUAUAUGCAUAUUUUGCUGGCCACCCUGACUAACCGUCAGCCAGCAUCUGUGUGCUAGCGUCUGUAUAUGCUAGCAUCCGUGGGCCAGCACUGAUAUGUGCCAGCAUCUAUGUGCCAGCUACUGUGUAUGCUAGCAUCCGUGGGCCAGCACUGAUAUGUGCCAGCAUCUGUGUGCCAGCAUUUGUAUAUGCUAGCAUCUGUGUGCCAGCUCGUGAUGGUCUUAUUGAUUUGUUUUGCCUACACUAAUAGCGUUUCAGGACAACGUUGCUAUGGGCAUUCGAAUGGAUGCAACUCAGAAAGAUGUUGGGCUUGCGGCGUUCAGCGAGGACAUCCUCAAGAUCGAGAUCAGCGGACCUGACGUCAUUGAUGUCCCGAGAGUUUUCCGUGUACCCACGCCAGGACUCACCACAGAGAGCGAUAUCGUCCUUGUCGAGAAUAUGGUGAAGUCGUACAUGGCUACCCGCCGAACUAUCAUACUCGCAGUCAUAUCAUGUAGCGUCGACAUUGCCACUCAUGAGAUUCUUAAACCUGCCGAGAUCGCUGAUCCUGAGGGUGUGCGAACGAUGGGUGUACUCACGAAGCCGGAUUUCGUUACAGGAAUGGCCACCCAAGGUAUGAUCAUUGAUCUUGUUCUUGUAAAGCGCAGUACCCUCAGACUUGGAUAACGUCAGUCACCCACUUUUCGGUCACCCCCUC